AAUUGUCGGUCCUGAAGUCCUCCGGGAGCGCAGCCUGCGCCUGCGAGCUGCUCCCCCCUGCUCCCGGUCGUGGUGCGGGCCCAAGCAGCGACACAUUCAACACACGCACCUCCUGCACCAAAUAUUACUACACAUUAACCAUGGCCCCUGCGGCGGCCAUGCUCUGCCUGCGGCUGGGCCUCGCCGCGGGGCUGGCAGGCCGCGUGGCGGCGGUCGUGCGGGGCGCUGGCCGCCGCCACGGCGCUGGGCUGGUGGACGGCACGCUCGCCCUGCAGGUGGAGUGGCGCAGGGGCGAGGGCGGCGAGGUCGCGCCGAUGAGCCGCCGGGAGGCGCUGGCGCAGACGCCGGCUCCUACGCGAGCACGAUCUACACCCUGCCUCGCAGUGACGGCGAGGACGCGGGGGUUGCGCGCCAGUGGUCGCUCGUGCUGGCGGACGAUGUCACCAUUGACGAGCUAGCGCUCAUCAGCGGGGAGUUCCCCGACGGGCAGCACACCACGCCGAGCAGAGGCCAGAUACCGCUCGUAGCGGGGAGCCUGACGGAAGAGGCACUCGAUGCGGUGCUGGAGAAGUACCCGGGGCGUGUGCGGUUCGUCGAAGAGGACCAGUACCAGUUGAAAGUUCAAGACGGCUUGUCCAGUACACCGAGGUCCAGUACGUGGCCAGCGCGCAAGGCCGAAACGCUGGCCUACCCAUGGGGCAUCCAGUAUGUGGAGGCGGACGAGUGCCGGGGCAAGGGCAAGGGGGUGCACGUGUACGUAUUGGACACUGGCAUCCGCAUAACACACAGCGAGUUCGGUGGCCGGGCCUUCGCCGGAGUCGACGUGGCCGCCUCGGGGACGUAUCCGGGCACGCUCACGGUGUGCUCGCCCUUCAGCAACACGUGCGCUGCAGACGCGCACGGGCACGGUAGCCACUGCGCGGGCACGGUGGGGGCCUCGACGUAUGGCGUCGCAGAUGGAGCGUCCAUUUGGGCAAUGAAAGUCCUCGAUAAUUCUGGCUCUGGCUGGACCACAUGGUCUAUACUAGCCGAGCAGUGGAUUCUAGCGUCUGGGAACAGACCAGCAGUUGUCAGCAUCAGUAUCCAGGCCAACUACAACAGCUACGCGGAGCAGGCCUCGAUCGAUAGCUUGGUAGCUGUUGGCGUGACCGUGGUGGUAGCUGCUGGGAACUACAACCAAGACGCGUGCAAGUGGAACCCGGCUUGGAUCCCGUCUGCGAUCACAGUAGCAGCUUUUGGUGGCACUUCGGGGAACUCAUGGGACAGGUCUGGUUACAGCAACUGGGGUUCUUGCAUCGACACCUAUGCACCAGGCACGAACAUCCUCUCGACGGGCCCAUGGAGCGACACCCACACUUACUCUAACUCGGGCACCUCCAUGGCCUGCCCACACGUCUCUGGACUGGCAGCCAGGAUGUACGAGGCGUAUCCAACAGCGGGGUCCCUGUCCGCUGCGGCGAGGUGGUCCCUCCUGACGGCCACGAGCUGCUUUGGUUGUGUCACCAAUGACGCGACCCCCAUACCCACUGUCAACUUGGUGAUCAAGGCCCUCAGCUGCAACGCCUCAGACCUCACUGCCACACCUACAGCCUCGCCAACGCGCUCACCUACGCUAUUGCCGACCGUAUCGCCAACACCCUCACCUACCACCGCCCCGACAGCUGACAAAACGAGGAAUCCGACACCUGCGCCCACGGACGAGGAACACGCGACAGACGACCCGCACUUGGUCAGCCUCAGCGGCCAGAAGUUCGACGUCAACAUGCCCGGCAGCUACGUGCUGAUCAGGGCCCCCGAGGACCAGCGGCGCCCCGCCAAGCUCCAGCUGAACGCCUCCGUCCGCCCCUUCGCGGGCAGCCCCUGCGGCCUCUACAUCCAGGGCGUGGAGCUGAGCGGCGAGUGGCUGGGCGACCAGGUGGUGCGCGUCGUGCCGCUCCGGCGCGACGUCGAAGGGUCGAACGGCGCUGGCAACAGCACGCUCCGCCCCUUCUCCGUGCGGGUCCAGUCCCGGCGUGGCGACGAGAGCACGCCAGCGGGCGAGUACCAGCAGUGGAAGGGCCUCCGAAGGGAGGGCAGUGGCCUCUCGGGGCGCGUCCGCCUCGUGCCCGUGUGGAGGCAUGUGUACGCCGACGCCGGCAGGGCACAGGAGGCAGAGGCCUUCCAGUUCCGCAUCCGGGGCGCCGGCGCCGGGUACGACGCCACGUUGGAGGUAUCGCAGGCGGCCCACCAGGCGCUCAACUUCCGGGCGACGAACCUCCGGAGCCUCGGCUUCGCAGAGCUGGGCGGGCUGCUCGGCACGGAGGCGCACGACCCGACGGUGGAGCACGUCUCGGACAUGUGCAGGGCGUUCCGCUCGAAGCCGUCCAGGUUGGCGCGCCGGAACAGGGGAGCGUUGGAGGAGCUGGGAGGCCCGUCUAUGGCCGCCUCCUGGGCCUGAGGAGCCCUCGGCUCCGAGGAGUUCCGUUGCCACGGGCGCGCGGGGGGCGGUUCCUGAUCCCCCGUGACCAGUCGUCGAUGCCAUCAUGAUUCCAGAUGACAGGUUCAAAAUUCUUGAACACAUGCGCGCGCAGUUCCUUUG
Molecule: messenger RNA, 2578 nt
Organism: Prorocentrum cordatum
Lineage: Eukaryota; Dinophyceae; Prorocentrales; Prorocentraceae
Source: the annotation of a GenBank genome assembly